Girardinichthys multiradiatus is the source of this 5352-nucleotide messenger RNA. RefSeq names its product jagged canonical Notch ligand 1b (gene jag1b). Gene Ontology annotation, cellular component: protein-containing complex; plasma membrane. The coding region runs from base 311 to 3949 and encodes 1212 amino acids. Gene Ontology annotation, molecular function: Notch binding; calcium ion binding. The transcript has 26 exons. Gene Ontology annotation, biological process: Notch signaling pathway; heterophilic cell-cell adhesion; multicellular organism development. Lineage: Eukaryota; Metazoa; Chordata; Actinopteri; Cyprinodontiformes; Goodeidae. The record is from RefSeq and is a predicted model, not a curated record.
GAACUUGUGUAGCUGAGCUCAGACUCGGACCAGCAGUCAGUGAGUCAGUCAGUCAGCAGUGGGAUCGGCCGCUGCAUGGCUGAUGUGUAAACUUUCCUCAACAAGUGGAGACGAAGAGCUGACGCUCCGGAGUGUUUGACGGACCUACCAGGAAAGAAACCACAGCUCUUUUAUGAAUCUGGAACCUGUGCUCCGCUAAGCAAACUGCUGUUCCCCCCCAUUCGUGCAUGUUCAAACCAGAGGAGACCUCUGGUGCCGUGGGUCGGCCAGACGACUAGUACAAACGAGUGGCAAACAGCAGUCCGGAGGCAUGAUUUUGAGACGCAGCUCCGCGGUUGCUGCCUUCUUCCUUGUCUUUCUUGUGGAGGUGUCGCAGGGGUCGGGACAAUUCGAGCUGCAGAUCUUGUCGAUGCAAAUCGCGAAUGGAGAGUUGCACAACGGCAUGUGUUGCGACGCGGAUCAAAAGUGCACACGGAGCGAGUGUGACACGUUUUUCAAAGUUUGUCUGAAGGAAUACCAGUCCAGGGUUUCUGCUGCGGGGCCCUGCAGCUUCGGAAUGGGAUCUACGCCUGUCCUUGGAGGGAAUACGUUUUCUUUCAGGAGCUCUGUCAGGAAUGACAAAUCCAGGAUAGUUUUGCCCUUCAACUUCGCCUGGCCGAGGUCCUACACUUUGAUAGUGGAGGCCUGGGACUUCAACAAUGAAACUAGUGGUUCUGAUGGGAAGCCGAUAGAGAAAGCCUUUCAUUCGGGCAUGAUCAACCCAAGCCCACAAUGGCAGAAGCUGACUCACAACGGCCCCGUCGCCCAGUUCGAGUACCAAAUCCGGGUCAGCUGCGAUGAGCACUACUAUGGCUUUGGCUGCAACAAGUUCUGUCGUCCCAGAGACGAGUUCUUUGGGCAUUACACAUGCGACAAUAAUGGAAACAAGACCUGCCUGGAAGGCUGGUCUGGACCUGACUGCAACACAGCUAUUUGUCGACAAGGCUGCAGCACUGAACAUGGAUCGUGUAAGGAGCCUGGUGAAUGCAAGUGUCUGUAUGGAUGGCAGGGCCUAUACUGCGAUAAAUGCAUCCCCCACCCAGGCUGUGUGCAUGGCACUUGCGGAGAGCCGUGGCAGUGCUUGUGCGAACUCAACUGGGGCGGCCACCUUUGUGAUAAAGAUCUGAACUACUGCGGCACUCACCAGCCGUGCUUGAAUGGAGGGACAUGCAUCAACACAGGACCUGAUAAGUACCAGUGUACCUGCGCUGAGGGCUACUCUGGAGCAAACUGUGAGAGAGCCGAACAUGCCUGUCUCUCCAACCCGUGCUCUAAUGGAGGCAGCUGCUCAGAAACCACUCAAGGCUAUGAGUGUCAGUGUGCGCCAGGCUGGACCGGCCCGUCCUGCACCAUCAAUGUAGACGACUGCUCCCCCAACCCCUGCUUUCACGGGGGCACUUGUCAGGACCUGGUUAACAGCUACAAGUGUCACUGUCCUCCACAGUGGAUGGGGAAGACGUGUCUAAUAGACGCCAACGAAUGCGACAGCAAACCCUGCAUCAAUGCCAACUCCUGCCGCAACCUGAUUGGCGGAUACUUUUGCGAGUGCCUUCCUGGUUGGACAGGGCAGAACUGUGACACCAAUAUAAACGACUGCAAGGACCAGUGCCAGAAUGGGGGAACUUGCAAGGAUCUAGUGAAUGGGUACCGCUGUACAUGUGCCCCUGGCUUUGCCGGCGAGCACUGCGAGAGAGACGUCGACGAAUGCGCCAGCUCGCCAUGCCUCAACGGCGGCCGCUGUCAUGACGAGGUGAACGGCUUCCAGUGCCUGUGUCUGACCGGCUUUUCUGGAAAUCUGUGCCAGCUGGAUAUAGAUUACUGUUCACCCAACCCGUGCCAGAACGGAGCGCCCUGCUUCAACCGGGCCACAGACUACUACUGUGCGUGCCCAGAGGACUACGAGGGUAAAAACUGCUCCCACCUCAAAGACCACUGUCGCACCACCACUUGUAAAGUGAUCGACAGCUGUACAGUGGCCGUGGCAUCUAACAGCACGCCAGGAGGAGAGCGCUACAUUUCGUCAAAUGUGUGUGGACCUCACGGUCGCUGUCGGAGCCAAGCAGCGGGUCAGUUCAGCUGCGAGUGCCAGGAGGGCUUCAGAGGCACCUACUGCCAUGAGAACAUAAACGACUGCGAGAGCAACCCGUGUCGUAACGGAGGCACGUGCAUAGACAAAGUCAGUGUCUACCAGUGCAUCUGCGCCGACGGUUGGGAGGGCGACCACUGCGAGAUCAACAUAGAUGACUGCAGCACCAACCCCUGUCAUAAUGGAGGGACAUGUAGGGACCUGGUGUCUGAUUUCUUCUGCGAAUGCAAAAAUGGCUGGAAGGGAAAAACCUGCCACUCACGUGAAAGCCAGUGUGAUGAAGCUACGUGCAACAAUGGGGGCACCUGCCAUGAUGAGGGCGACGCAUUCCAAUGCAUAUGCUCCUCAGGUUGGGAGGGCACGACGUGCAACAUAGCCAAAAACUCAAGUUGUCUGCCUAACCCGUGUGAGAAUGGAGGUACCUGCGUGGUCAAGGGGGAUUCCUUCACCUGCGUUUGCAAGGAAGGCUGGGAGGGUCCAACGUGCACUCAGAAUACCAACGACUGCAGUCCCCACCCAUGCUACAACAGUGGGACCUGUGUGGAUGGGGAUAACUGGUACCGCUGCGAGUGUGCCCCAGGUUUUGCCGGUCCAGACUGUCGGAUCAAUAUUAACGAGUGCCAGUCCUCUCCCUGCGCCCUGGGAUCCACCUGCGUGGACGAGAUCAACGGAUAUCGCUGCCUGUGUCCCCCAGACAGAACUGGAAUCCACUGUCAAGAUAAAACAAGAAAGCAUUGCUCUGGUAAUGGGCACGUUGCCGUGGAUGGAGCCAGCUGGGAUGACGAUUGCAACAUUUGUCACUGCUCCAAUGGAAAAGUGGUGUGCACAAAGCAGAUGUGGUGUGGCCCGAAGUCUUGCAAACUUGGCGCCAAAGGGCGAGGUGGAUGCCCCCCAGAUCAGAGCUGCUUGCCCCUGAGAGAAGCCCACUGCUUUGUGAAACCCUGCCCGGAGCUCGGGGAGUGCUGGGGCUCCGGCCUCCCUCAGCCUCGAAUCAAAUGCCACCCCAGCUCCUCUUACCAGGACAACAGCUGCGCCAACAUCACCUUCAUCUUAAAAAAGGAGAUCAUGCCUGCGGGCUUGACUGUGGAAGGAGUGUGUAAGCAGCUGAGGAACCUGAACAUAGUUAGGAAUUUUUCCUUGGAGCAUUCUGUGACUAUAACCUGUGACCCGUCAUUCUCGGCCAGCAACGAGAUCCACGUCUGCCUUUCUACUGAAGACCAUCGCUUGGAUCGCAAUCCCAUCAAAGAGAUCACAGACCGAAUAAUUGACCUGGUCAGCAAGGGGAAUGGGAACAACACAAUCCUGUCCGCCAUCGUCAAAGCACGAGUGCCAAGACCCAGCAAAAGUGACUACCUUGUUCCCCUCCUCUCCUCCAUUUUCAUCGUCAUCUGGGUCCUCCUGCUGGUCUCCAUCUUGCUGUGGUGCUUGCGGCGGCGACGGAAACAGAGCAACCACAAUGGGACGUCGCCGACCGGCUCCGAGGACAACACCACCAACAACGUGCGGGAGCACCUCAACCAGAUCAAGAACCCUAUAGAGAAGCAUGUGGGCCUGACGGUGCCCAUCAAAGACUACGAAAACAAGAACUCAAUCAUUUCCAAAAUAAGGACAAAUAAUCCCGAAGGGGAUGAGGACGACAAGGAGAGGCACUUACAGAAGGGCCGCUUCGCCAAACAGCCAGCAUACACGCUGGUGGAGAGGGACGAGAAGGCGCCCAUCUCCAAUCCCAACACAACAUCCAAGCAUCCUAACUGGACUAAUAAACAGGACAACAGGGACUUGGAGACGGCAAACAGCAUAAACAGGAUGGACUACAUUGUAUAGCAGACAGCUGUGUUGCUGCGCAACCAAGCCUUAUUCCUUCACACCCAGGUGGUGGGUGAAAACGGGGAGCCACGACAUGUGUAGUUAAUAAAAAAAGGUCAUGUCAUUUGUUGACCCCUCAGUAUUUUCACACAUUCCCCGUGUUAAUUUAAGUUUUGACAAGCUGGCUUACACUGGCAGUGACGGUUGCUUUGGUUGGCUGGAAACACAAGGCACUGGUCUACAUUUCACCAUAGAACAAUUCGCAAAAGUGUCCUCUUGUGCAUUUCGUUUCCACCUCCCCCCUCUUUUUAUUAAUUUAGUGGACAAAUGGAAGGGGGCUUCUGGUGUAAUUGUUGUUGAAUGACUAAACCUACACGACGUGUUCAACACUAGAGCUAAUUCUUUUUUAGUAUGCGUUUUGAAUUCCUUCUAGUUUCAUUUGGAGAAAGUGCCUUUUCAGCUUUUAGACUUGAGCAACUGUCAGCAAAAAAAAAAAGAGGAAAAAAAUCCACUUUAUUAUUUAUUUUCAGUUUUUGGUGGGAGAGCGAGAGAAGAAAUGGUUCAGUGUCAGCAGUUGCUGCCAAUAUGAAGAAUUUAUGUGACAAUUUAGAACUUGUAGAUAUGUAAAUUUUUUUUAUUAAUCAUUGUGUAUAUUUGAUUUAUUAACUUAAUAAUCAAGAGCCUUAAAGAUAUCAUUCCUUUUUAUUUAUGUUCUGUCUAGUUUGAAGGUUCUGAUAGCUGGAGAAGCUUAUUUCUUUAAAAACGUUUUUUUCUUUUUUUUCAUAAAAGGCAAAUUUCAAAAUUUUAGACGAGAUGGAAAGUUUCACGCCUGAAAACUCUUUUUUUUUUUUUUUUUUUUUUUUUAUACAUUUGACAUUUCAUUCAUUGUUGCCAGGACCUUAAUCGAGGCCAAGUGAGGUUAGGAUGACAAGAAGAUCUCCUUCGGCUGCGGGGGGGUUGGACAUGGUGGCAAACAUAUUGCUUGCCACUAAUGGAUAUAAAUUUACUCGUAAGGGAACAAAAAUUCUUCAGCAGCUUCAGUUUUAAUCCACCCACGUAUUUCAAAGGCUGUCGAAUUCCCAUCUGCUUUAGUCAGCAUAAUACUUGAACAGUGGGGGGGCAAUGGGAACACUGAUGCAAACACUGCCUUCCUCUGCUAGAGUUUGCUUUGUUUCUGCACCCAUUUCUAAAAAAAAAAAAAAAAAAAAAAAAAACAAAAGACGAGGCUCUUUAAAGACCAACGUUUUAUCUCAUUUGUUAACGCUUUAAGAUCUUGGCAACACUUUGUCCUUUCUGACAUUUUUGUGUUAUGAACUUGAGAGUUAUGUGUUGAUCUGGCAAUAUAUUUUUUGAAAAGUCAUAUUUAUUAAAUAUUUUGUAUGAAAAGAGAAUUAAAGUUGUCUUUGUUCUGGAGAAAUUGA